AUGGUUUGGUUACGACCAGGUAAGCUUGCCCAUGUAGUAUCAGGUCCAUGGAGUCAGUCAUUGACGGUCCAUCAGGGAGUUUUCUCAUCCGUUCUCAUCUCAGCCGACUUCAAGUACUGGUUUCCCGAGACUAAGGUCGCGAGUAUCUCUGGAAUCGUUUCCAGUUGCUUCGCACUGGGCGCCUUCUUUGGGGCAAUCUUUGCCUUUAUUUGCGGUGACAAGUUGGGGCGCAAGAAGACCAUCUGGGUCGGUCUCCUCAGCAACCUAAUCGGCGCUGUUCUACAAAUCGUGUCAUGGCAUCUUCCUCAGAUGAUAGUCGGGCGUGUCAUCAACGGAUUCGGUAUGGGCGUUACCUCAUCAACCUGUCCCGUCUAUCAGGCUGAGUGCUCUAAGCCUCGCGUUCGAGGUAAACUCGUUGUCGUGCAGUCCCUUUGUAAUACCGCCGCCUUUUGCCUCGCCAAUUGGAUGAACUACGCCCUCGGUGUUCGAAGCGGCCCUAUCCAGUGGCGUUUCCCCCUCGGCUUCCAGCUUCUGUUCCCCUGCGUCAUCGCCGUUGCGCUGCUCUUUGUCCCCGAUUCUCCUAGAUGGCUGAUGCUCAAGGACCGACACGAGGAGGCUCUUGUGGUCAUAGCACGACUUGCUGGCAGUAACGCGACCCCCGAGGAUGUCGAAGUCGUGACAGAGUUCAGAUCAAUCCAAGCGACAAUCCAGCAAGAGCGCAAUGAGACCGUAUCCAUGAUUGAUAUGCUCAGGUGUCGUGACAAGACUCAAAACCUUCGCAGGAUCCUACUGUCGUGUGGUACACAAUUUAUGCAGCAGUUCUCGGGUGUCAACGCUCUCGGUUACUACCUCCCUACCAUGUUACAGCAGGUUCUUGGCUACAGCGCACGCCGAAGUCGCCUUCUCACUGGCGUUAAUGGCACGAUCUACCUAUUUGCCGCUAUCUGCUGUCUGUUCAUUAUUGACCGCUUCGGUCGCCGAAAGCAAGCCUAUACCUAG
Fusarium musae is the source of this 999-nucleotide messenger RNA. RefSeq lists its product as uncharacterized. The transcript has 3 exons. Gene Ontology annotation, biological process: transmembrane transport; carbohydrate transport. Bases 1 to 999 code for a protein of 332 amino acids. Gene Ontology annotation, cellular component: membrane. The record is from RefSeq and is a predicted model, not a curated record. Lineage: Eukaryota; Fungi; Ascomycota; Sordariomycetes; Hypocreales; Nectriaceae. Gene Ontology annotation, molecular function: carbohydrate:proton symporter activity.